Molecule: messenger RNA, 1527 nt
Organism: Phyllopteryx taeniolatus (common seadragon)
Lineage: Eukaryota; Metazoa; Chordata; Actinopteri; Syngnathiformes; Syngnathidae
Gene: pitx1
Product: paired-like homeodomain 1
Exons: 5
Coding region: 102-1172 (356 amino acids)
Biological process (GO): anatomical structure morphogenesis; regulation of transcription by RNA polymerase II
Cellular component (GO): nucleus
Molecular function (GO): DNA-binding transcription factor activity, RNA polymerase II-specific; RNA polymerase II cis-regulatory region sequence-specific DNA binding
Source: RefSeq, a predicted model, not a curated record
GUACCGUGUGGAUUUUAACCGGGGCACGCGCAUGGAGGAAGACUGAGCUUCGACUUUUUGUUUUUACAAUUCUGCUGGGACACACCACAGGCAGCUGAAUUAUGGAACUCAAUCUUUCCAAGAAUGUCAUCUCUUGCGUGGGUGCAGGUGUCAUGAAUUUGGAGCGACUCUCCGAGGCCGCCGUCGCAGCGCGAGCCCACGCGAAUCCUCCUCCUCUUCCUCCUCCUCCUCCUCCUCCUCCUCAGGCGUCACGCGACGCGGGCCCCGCGUUCCACUUGCAGCCCCGAAGCUCCAACAUCAACACGACCGCUCGUGGGGGGACUUUGGAGCACUCGAGCAGCGAGUCUUCGGACGCGGAGUUGGCAGCAGAGAAGGAGCGAGGCCGCUGCGGCGCCGGCGGAGGCGGAGGCGCGGACGUGCGGAGCGACGAGGCGGGCGCGGACGACCCCAAGAAGAAGAAGCAGCGGCGGCAGCGCACGCACUUCACCAGCCAGCAGCUGCAGGAGCUCGAGGCCACCUUCCAGCGGAACCGCUACCCGGACAUGAGCACCCGGGAGGAGAUCGCCGUGUGGACCAACCUCACCGAGGCCAGAGUGCGGGUUUGGUUCAAGAACCGCCGCGCCAAGUGGCGCAAGCGCGAGCGUAACCAGCAGAUGGACUUGUGCAAGAACACGUACCUGCCGCAGUUCAGCGGCCUCAUGCAGCCCUACGACGACAUGUACCCGGCGGCGGCGGCGGCGGCCGCCUACACCUACAACAACUGGACCAACAAGGGCCUGCACGGCCCGGCGCCGCUGGCCACCAAGAACUUCCCCUUCUUCAACUCCAUGAGCCCGCUCACCACGCAGUCCAUGUUCUCGUCGUCGCCCGCCUGCGCCUCCAUCUCCGGCAUGAGCAUGCAGGCGGCGUCCGCCGGCAUGGCGCACUCGGGGGUGCCGGCCGUGGGCGCCCCGGGCCUCAACAACAUCGGCGGCUCGGGCCUCAACGGCGGCAUGUCGUCCGCGGCGUGCCCGUACGGAGCGCCGGGCUCGCCGUACGGCGUGUACCGGGAGACGUGCAACCCGGCCGGCCUGGCCACGCUCAGACUCAAGUCCAAACAGCACCACCCGGCGUUCGGCUACGGCCUGCAGAGUCCCGGAUCCGGCCUCAACGCCUGCCAGUACAACAGCUGACCCCACGGGCGGGGCCGAACUGCGCCCGACGCAACUCGACUGGAUUAGGGGCGAUCGUGCGGGUUUCGCGUUUACCGGCGCACCGCAACUCCUGUGCGUUUUGACGUCUUUCUCUUUGUUUAAUUACAGCGAAUUUUAGGGAGGGGAGGGAAAAAAACAAACAAACAAAAAAACAAAAAAAAAUCCAAAAAAGAAAUAAAAGAUGAAGACUUGUUACGCUGUACAUACAGCACAUGUAAAUAUUUACAAACUUAUACAAUAUUGGUCUUUUUGUGCUUGCUUGCUCGCUUUAGAGGACUUCAAAAUGUUUCAAUUUCAACGGAAGAAAAUAUAGCGUAUAUUGUGCAUAGACAAA